CUAUCUGUCUCCCCCCCUCUCUCUCUCUCUCUCCAUAUAACCUACAUAUACAUACAUACAUAAAUACAUAAACUCACAAGCCCCCACGCCCAAAAAACAAAAACACAAAAAAAAAAAAAAAAAAAAAAAAAAAAAACAUACAACAGAAGGGAUUCGCUGGUGGUCACCCACCCAACUACUAACCUCCCGGCGUGUGGCUUAAGUACGGCUGAGCGGACGGGAAGCCCUGUUUUCCACACCCUGUGGUCGUAUGUACCAUCCUCCUCUCCAAGGGGAUUUAUAUAGUAUGUAUGAUGUGUUUUGGCUGGAUUGGAUUGGGGUGUUUUAUCUUGUUUGGUUUAGGGACGAUGUAAGCUGUGGUUUGUGGAUUGUAGAUUUUGGUUGUGAUGCAUGGGAGGGGUGGGGUUUUGUGUGUUAUGUAGA
This is a messenger RNA of Aspergillus ibericus CBS 121593, 423 nucleotides long. NCBI's taxonomy places the organism in Eukaryota, Fungi, Ascomycota, Eurotiomycetes, Eurotiales, Aspergillaceae. The record is from RefSeq and is a predicted model, not a curated record.